AGACAAAAUUAGGAACAACCGCAUCAUAAUAAGUAGGAAAAGAAACUUGAAGAAAAUACUAUAAUGACAUGAAGAAAGGAAAGAGCUUAAAGGUGGCGGAGUGUAAUACCGUGACGUUCAAUGCUGUAGUGUUAAUAGUUGCGUUUUUGACGAGUUUGUAGAACAGCUCAUCUCCUGCCACCCACCUGUUGUCAAGUUUUCAAGUUUCAUGAGCCAGCCACUGCCCCAUAUACCCAAUACUGUGUGGCUGGACCCUACCAAGCAUGGCAUGGCGUGUUAUUCCUCUCUUCGCUAUUCUUUUAGGCUCUCGGGCCAGUUGGAGCCCAAGAAUUCGGAGGUUAUCGACGUUCAACCCCUCAUUUUGCCGAAACCUCUCCGCCAAAAGACGGGAUGAGUCGGAGAAUGACGAGCCAUUCCAAUACGAAACUCUCCCCUCACCAACACAGUGGAUCCGACUGCUGAGAAUUGAGCCGUCUCCUCGCGCCAGCGACCCAAUUAUCUGCCUCCUUGAAGACCGUAGACUGGCAGAUGGGGGAGAAGACUACGAGGCAUUGUCGUAUGUCUGGGGCGACGAUCCCGCCGAGUGCAACAUCUCCAUCAACGCCAGACCAGCGUUUCACUCAGAUCAAACAGAGCAGAUAUGGGCCCAUAUCUGAUUUGACCGAUGAAUACGGGACCAUUAUCUGUUUGAUUUGAUAGAUUUG
Messenger RNA from Lasiosphaeria miniovina, 704 nucleotides. RefSeq lists its product as uncharacterized. NCBI's taxonomy places the organism in Eukaryota, Fungi, Ascomycota, Sordariomycetes, Sordariales, Lasiosphaeriaceae. Bases 264 to 656 code for a protein of 130 amino acids. The record is from RefSeq and is a predicted model, not a curated record. The transcript is spliced from 2 exons.